Messenger RNA from Osmerus eperlanus (European smelt), 4059 nucleotides. Its product is annotated as serine-protein kinase ATM-like. Gene Ontology annotation, biological process: DNA damage response. The record is from RefSeq and is a predicted model, not a curated record. NCBI's taxonomy places the organism in Eukaryota, Metazoa, Chordata, Actinopteri, Osmeriformes, Osmeridae. Gene Ontology annotation, molecular function: protein binding; protein serine/threonine kinase activity.
AUCUCCAUCCAGAAGAUCCUGCUGGCGGUUUGCCAGAAGGCGGCGGAGACGUCGAACGCGUACGAGAGGCACCGCAUUCUGCUCAUGUACCACCUGUUUGUGGGUCUGCUGCCGGAGGUGCGGGAGGGGCUGGGCGGGGCCUGGGCCUUCGUCCUGAGAGACGUCAUCUACACUGUCAUCCACCACAUCAACGGCAGCCCGGCCCAGUUAGACGAAGUUACAACCAGGAGCCUCUUGUUGUGCUUGGACCUGCUUGAGUCAGUGUGCCGGACUGCUGUACUGUUCUGCGAGGAUGCUCUAGAGAGCCACCUGCAGGUCAUUGUUGGAACUCUGACCACACAGGUGACUGACCAGCCAGCUGUCUCCCAGCAGGUCCUCGGUUUGCUGAAGUUUCUGGUUAUUGAAAAUCACGACAACAAGCACCUAAAGAGGGCCAUCCAGCUGCUGGAGCCCCUCCCCAAUCGCCCCGCCUUCAGACAGCUGCGGGAAACUCAACACGCACUCAAAUACAGCACAGGAGCGUUCACCCUCCGACAGGAGAUUGAGUACUUCCUAUCGGUGUGUUGGUGCGACUCGCUGCCCCUGGCGCGGCUGGAGGGGCUGAAGGACCUGCGGGGGCAACUGCGCUCCCACCGGGGGCAGAUCAGCGGCCUGCUGACGGAGUGCCAGGCAGGCCCCGCAGACAGUGUGUUGGUGAGGUUGGUCCUGCGUCUCCUGCAGCUGUGUAAGCUGGCAGCCAAUCACCCGGGAGGAGCCGAUAUCCUCGAGGCCGCGGGGAGUUCUGGGGAGCUGGGUCCUAUAGACCUCUGCACCAUCGCACUGCCCCAUGGGAAGGAUCGGGUCACCGCCCGCGCGGCCGAACUCUUCGGGGACAUCGAGCUGCAGUGGACCUUUACCCUCUUCACCUGCAUGAACAGCGCACUCACACACCACUGUAUCAAGGUGAGGCAGGCAGCUGCUCAGUGCCUCAGGGACACCCUGGCCUCUCGGUGUGGGAUGGAAUUCUGGGCAGCAUACAAAGACAGUCAGGACCCCAUGCUGGUGUACUUCAGCCCCUUCAGAUCAGCCAAGAAGAAGAUGGAAGUCAGAGCGGAGGUCAGGCCGGACUCCCGGGAGCAGCUGGAGAGCCUGGCUCUGUGGGACCCCCAGCAGGGGCAGCACUCUGAUUGGCUGAGGAGGCUGUGUAUGGCGCUGCUAGACAGCGGGGGGGUGCAGAGUGAAGCCCUGCUGCUCUCACGGCCCCUGUGCAAGGUGAAGACGGAUUUCUGCCAGACAGUCCUGCCCCUCUUCAUCCAUGAUGUUCUGCUGCAGGACACAGACGGAUCCUGGAGGACCCUGCUGUCCUGCCACAUCAGAGACUUCUUCUCCUGCUGCGCCCGCAAUAACCCUGCAUCCAGUCGCUCUGCCACGCCCCUGCUCCCAGACUCCGGGUCGGACCCUGCUGGCCCCGGCCCGGUGGACAGAACGUCCUUGCGUACGAUGCUGUCAGUUGUCCACUACCUGAGACAGCAGCCCAGACCGGGGCCCGGCAGCUCCUCCCUGGGGACGGUGUGUGACUCUAACUUCUGGCUGGAGCUGAACUACCUGGAGGUGUCACGGGCGGCCGAGGGCUGCUCCGCCCACUUCACCGCUCUGCUCUACGCCGAGAUCUACGUGGACGAGGUCCGGUCCCGCCUGGAGGAGGACCGCAGGACCCAGUCCAAGACCUCCCGCCGGCUGGCGUUUGAUGAGAGCAGCCAGAACUUCAGCAUCGCUGGGCUGACUGAGAGGAGUGUGGAGGACACAGGCACCAGCCUGCAGGACCUGCUGAUCGAGGUGUACAGGAGCAUCGGGGAGCCAGACAGUCUGUACGGGUGUGCAGGGGCCAAGAUGGCCAGUCCUCUGACCAGGAUCAGGACGUACGAGCACGAGGCUCUGUGGGGGAAAGCUCUGGCCACCUAUGACCUGCACACCGGCCUCUCAGACGUCACCCGACAUGUGGGGAUUGUGGAGGCCCUGCAGAAUUUUGGGCUGUGUGGCACCCUGGUGACCUAUCUGAGGGGCCUGGAGAGCGAGGGGGCAGAGUGGGGGGCCGAACUCAGGGAGCUGCAGUUCCAGGCAGCCUGGAGGAACACACAGUGGGACUGCGACCUGUCGGACAGGAGUGACAGAGUGGCCCCUGGCUUUAAUGAGUCAGUGUUCUGUGCCCUCCAGGCCCUGAGGGACAGAGAGCUCUCAGUGUUCAGCCAAACGCUCAAAACCACCAGGGUCUCGGAGGUGGAGGUUCUGUGCAGAGACAGUCUGGAGGCGGUGUCCUCUCUGUACCCGGCACUCUGUAACCUGCAGAGGAUCAGUGAGCUGGAGAGCGUGGGAGAGCUCUGCUGCAGCGCUCUGACGGAGAGUGGCCUGGCGGAGGUGCAGGGCCGCUGGCGGGAGCACGGGGAGCUCCUGGAGAACAGCGAGUUCAGCCUGCUGGAGCCCAUCCUGGCGCUCCGCACGGCGGUCCAGGAGACGCUCAUCCUGCGGGAGGACGACGCGGACAGGAAGCAGUACCUGCACCAUGCCCUGGCCACUCACCUGCUGCAGCUCUGCAAGCUGGCCCGCUCUGCCGGCCACACACAGCUGGCAGAGAAGGCAGCCUAUCAGAUGAAGCAGCACAGCUGGCCCAGCGGGGGGCGGGGCCCAUCGCCGUGGCAACUGGAGGAGGUGCAGGUGUUCUGGGCCAAAGCAGAGCACAACCUGGCGCUGGGCCUCCUUCGACAGAUGAUCGACACACUUAGCGACCAGGUGGAGUUUAACCCAGCGUUGCAGCCCACGUACGCGGAGUGUCUGAGGCUCUGUGGGAGCUGGUUGGCUGAAACGUGUCUGGAGAGCCCCGGGGUUAUUCUGGAGAAGUACCUGGAAAAGGCGGUGGAGGUGAUGGAGGAGCACUCAGGAGGGGAGGACCCUCGGCUGCUCGCCCAGAAGACCCAGGCGUACCUCUCCCUGGCCCGCUUCUCGGAUGCGCAGUACCAGAGCAUGGAGAACUACAUGAAGUCCUCCGAGUUCCAGGAUAAACAGGCGCUGCUCGAGAAGGCCAAGGAGGAGGUGCAGCUCAUGAGAGAGCACAACGUCAACACCAACAGGUACACGGUGAAGGUGCAGCGGGAGCUGGAGUUGGAUGAGCGGGCCUUGGCGGCUCUGCGGGAGGACCGGAGCCUCUUCCUGCUCAAGGCCGUGCAGAACUACAUCCUGUGUCUGCAGCUGGGCGAGCAGCAGGACCUGUGGGUGUUCCGCCUGGCGUCGCUGUGGCUGGGGAACGCAGAGAACCCCGACCUCAACCGCGCCGUCAAGGAGGCUGUCCAGAGGAUUCCGUCCUACAAGUUUCUGCCCCUGAUGUACCAGCUGGCUGCCCGCAUGGGCACCAAGGUCCCCCGAGGCAGCAGCGAGGACCUCGGCUUCCACGACGUCCUCAUCGAGCUAAUCCGCCAGACAUCGCUGGACCACCCUCACCACACCCUGUUCAUCAUCCUGGCGCUGGUCAACGCCAACAAGGACGAGAACUUCUCCCGAAACCGGCUGUCCCGCUCAGUCCCCCGCCACCCAUCCCAACUGGACACGGAGCGUUCGGAGGUAGCACUCAGGAUCAUCAAUGAGAUCCGGAGGGAGAAAGGGCGGAUGGUCAGAGGCCUUGAGGCCCUCAGUAACGCCUACAUCACCCUGGCCUACCUGGACGCCAGCCGUCACAAGACCGAGAAGAAAGCCAUACCCAUUCCGUCUGACCAGCCUAUUAUGCAGAUUAAGGAUCUGGAUGACAUUGUGAUCCCCACAAUGGAGAUCAAGGUGGUCCCCUCUGGUCAGUACGAUGACUUGGUGACCAUCAGGUCCUUCAAGCCCCACUACCACCUCGCUGGAGGAGUGAACCUGCCCAAGAUCAUCGACUGUGUGGGCUCAGACGGCAAGGCCCGGAGGCAGCUGGUCAAGGGCCAGGAUGACCUGCGGCAGGAUGCUGUCAUGCAGCAGGUGUUCCAGAUGUGCUCGACGCUGCUGCAGCGCAACGCUGAGACGAGGAAGAGGAAGCUCAACAUCUGCCGCUACAAG